GCCAGCGUCGUUUCCCUGCAUGUAAGCGAGCCUGGGAACCCAUGUGCAUCCACAAUGGCUGACGCCAGCGAGCAGCGUUUUAGGCAGUUAAUCGGUGGAAGGAGAAAUCCAAACACAGAUCCGAUUCUUCGUGCGGAAAAAAGGGGUGUAGAGAGUGGGCCAGCCGGCAAAGGAUCGGGAAAGAGGGUUGAGGUGGAACCCUCCGGAGAAGCGCAGAGAUUGGUUGAAGGUUGGCUGCGGUUGGGAGGAUCAAGAAAUGCCGGCGCGCAGGGGAGAGAGGAGGAGGAGGGGGAAGAGGACGAAGCAGUCCCCUGGAAUCCGGAGGCACGGCCGGCCAGACUCGGGCUGGGCGCGAAGUUCCUUCCUCAUUCACACGUUGCCGCAUCGAUGCUCUCUGUUGAGCGUCGGCUGAGGGAUAAGCUGAAUGUAGGAAGAGGAGUUGGUGAUUCCUUUGCCUCUGGAAGCGCCGACGCACGCCCGCAGUUUGGCGGAGGUGGCAGUAGAUCAUCAAUAUGGAGUAAGCCGCACAGCGGCGGCAGCAGGAGUGUGGCAGGAAGACCGAUGGCAAGGGGGCGGGAAGGGAAAGGGGAGCAACCAACCUCAAGGAGGAGGACAGAUGAACGCAAAGGAGGCGGCGAGGAGGACGAGGACGAGGACGAGGAGGAGGAGGAGGAGGAGGAGGACAUGGAAGGCAGCAGGGCCUCGGUGUUUGCAAAGAAGGCGAAGUUUCAGGCUAUUAUGGAUGUCAGCAUGGACGUGGCUGUGGGGGCCAAGAAGGGGAACAAGAAGAAAAAGAAGAAGCAAUGCUAGGAAUGGUGGGGGGGGGAGAGGGGAGGAGAGUUUCCGGUACGAGUUGCUUGAUCCGCACUGUAGGUGGGG
Molecule: messenger RNA, 879 nt
Organism: Chara braunii
Lineage: Eukaryota; Viridiplantae; Streptophyta; Charophyceae; Charales; Characeae
Source: the annotation of a GenBank genome assembly